GCGUCCGGGGAGAGCAUCGCGACGCUCUGGGGCGUCCGGGAAGAGCAUCGCGACGCUCUGGGGCGGCUGGGGAGAGCAUCGCAUGCUCAGGGGCGUCCGAGAAGAGCAUCGCGACGCUCUGGGGCGUCCGGGGAGAGCAUCGUGAUGCUCAGGGGCGUCCGGGAAGAGCAUCGCGACGCUCUGGGGCGGCUGGGGAGAGCAUCGCGACGCUCUGGGGCGUCCCGGGAGAGCAUCGCGAUGCUCAGGGGCGUCCUAGGAGAACAUCGCGACGCUCUGGGGCGUCCGGGGAGAGCAUCGCGACGCUCUGGGGCGUCCGGGGAGAGCAUCGCGAUGCUCCGGGGCGGCUGGGGAGAGCAUCGCGAUGCUCUGGGGCGUCCGGGGAGAGCAUCGCGAUGCUCUGGGGCAUCCGGGGAGAGCAUUGCGACGCUCUGGGGCGUCAGGGGAGAGCAUCGCGACGCUCUGGGGCGUCCGGGGAGAGCAUAGCGUCAGGGGAGAGCAUCGCGAUGCUUUGGGGCGUCCGUGGAGAUUAUUGCGACGCUCUGGGGCGGCUGGGGAGAGCAUCACGACGCUCUGGGGCGUCCGGGGAGAGCAUCGCGACGCUCUGGGGCGUAUGGGGAGAGCAUCGUGAUGCUCUGAGGCGUCUGAGGAGAGCAUCGCGACGCUCUGGGGCGUCCGGGGAGAGCAUCGCGACACUCUGGGGUGUCCGGGGAGAGCAUCGCGAUGCUUCGGGGCGGCUGGGAAGAGCAUCGCGAUGCUCUGGGGCGUCCGGGGAGAGCAUCGCGACACUCUGGGGCGUCCGGGGAGAGCAUCGCGACGCUUUGGGGCGUCUGGGGAGAGCAUCGCGACGCUCUGGGGCGUCCGUGGAGAGCAUCGCGAAGCUCUGGGGCGUCCAGGGAGAGCAUCGCGAUGCUCCGGGGCGGCUGGGGAGAGCAUCGCGAUGCUCUGGGGCGUCCAAGGAGAGCAUUGCGACGCUCUGGGGCGUCCGGGGAGAGCAUCGCGAUGCUCUGGGGCGUCCGGGGAGAGCAUCGCGACGCUCUGGGGCGUCCGGGGAGAGCAUCGCGACGCGUUGGGGCGUUCGGGGAGGGCAUCGCGACGCUCUGGGGCGGCUGGGGAGAGCAUUGCAAUGCUCUGGGGCGUCCGGGGAGAGCAUCGCGACGCUCUGGGGCGUCCGGGGAGGGCAUCGCGAUGCUGUGGGGCGUCCGGGGAGAGCAUCCCGACGCUUUGGGGCGUUCGGGGAGAGCAUCGUGAUGCUCCGGGGCGGCUGGGGAGAGCAUUGCGAUGCUCUGGGGCGUCCGGGGAGAGCAUCGCGACGCUCUGGGGCGUCCGGGGAGAGCAUCGCGACGCUCUCGGGCGUCCUGGGAGAGCAUUGCGACGCUCUGGGGCGUCCGGGGAGAGCAUCGCGACGCUCUGGGGCGUCCGGGGAGUCUGCGCAUGUUGAUUCGCGAGCACGCUCCCAUGCAGACACAUCAGAGGCUUCGGUUCGACAUCCCUCAUCUUGUCCCGCUCUCGCCUUAUUUUCUCCCGCUCUCGCCUCAUCCCUUUCCCCUCCGCUCUCUGCUCAUUCCCCUCGCUCUCCCCUCGUUCCCUUCUCGCUCUCAUCUCAUUUCCCCCCUUCUCUUCCCUCAACUUCCCCUCCUCUUUCCCCAUAUAACCUACUCCCGGAUCUCCUUUCUCCUUCUCCUGCUCACCCCUCAUCACCCUCUCUCUCGCCCCUCAUCUCCCCCGCUCUCCCCUUUUCUCCUUUCUCGCCCAUCUCUCAUUCCACCUCCACUCCCCCCCACCUCCCCCCACUUACCCCGCGUUUCUCCCCCGAUCCGCUCACCUUCUUGCCACUCACACCCCUCAGCUUCUCCCCUCGUGGCAUAACAACAGGGGGAUGGAGUGGUGGAACAGCCGCCAGUGCUGCGACCAGGGGUAUCAUUUGA
Molecule: messenger RNA, 1925 nt
Organism: Closterium sp. Naga37s-1
Lineage: Eukaryota; Viridiplantae; Streptophyta; Zygnematophyceae; Desmidiales; Closteriaceae
Source: the annotation of a GenBank genome assembly